Molecule: messenger RNA, 2208 nt
Organism: Fusarium coffeatum
Lineage: Eukaryota; Fungi; Ascomycota; Sordariomycetes; Hypocreales; Nectriaceae
Exons: 3
Coding region: 1-2208 (735 amino acids)
Biological process (GO): xyloglucan metabolic process
Molecular function (GO): protein binding
Source: RefSeq, a predicted model, not a curated record
AUGAAGUUACUCUCUCUUCUUUUCGCUUCGGCGACCGUUGUCCAGGCCGCUCUGAAAUGGCAGAAUGUCAAGAUCGGAGGCGGCGGAGGCUUCUCUCCUGGCAUUGAGUUCCAUCCUAAUGCUAAGGGUGUUGCAUACCUGCGUACAGACAUCGGUGGCUUGUAUCGUCUCAAUCCCGAUGACUCUUGGACGCCUGUCACAGAUGACACGGGAGUGGAUGCAACAUGGAGCCGCUGGGGUAUCGAUGCCAUGGCCAUGGAUCCUAAGGACCCUAACAAGAUAUACACUGCUGCAGGCCUGUACACAAACAGCUGGGACCCUAACAAUGGAGCCAUUGGUAUCAGUAAUGACAAAGGUAACACAUGGUCCUUCACCACCCUCCCCUUUAAGGUCGGUGGCAACAUGCCCGGCCGGGGCACGGGUGAACGUCUCGCCGUUGACCCCAAGAAUUCCAAGAUCAUCUACUUCGGUGCGCGAAGUGGUAACGGUCUUUGGAAGAGCACCGACGGUGGCAAGAGCUUCUCUAAAGUAUCUUCCUUCACAAACGUUGGAACUUGGAUUCCUGAUCCGAGUGAUUCGUCUGGCUACAACAACGACAUUCAUGGCCUAACUUUCGUCACUUUUGAUCCAACUUCUUCCAUUGUCAAUGGCGCUACAUCAAGAAUCUUCGUCGGUGUGGCUGACAAGAAGACUGCUUCUUUGUAUGUCACCAAUGAUGCUGGUAAGACCUGGAAGCCUGUUGAGGGCCAGCCCAAGGAGUUUAUGCCGCAUAAGGGCCGUAUCUCGGUUAAGGAGAAGGCGUUGUACCUCUCUUACAGCGAUGGUGCUGGACCUUUUGACGGAACUGACGGUUCCGUUCACAGGUACGACUUGGCUGCCAACACGUGGAAGGAUAUCACGCCACCUGGAGAUAUCUACCACGGCUUUGGCGGUUUGGCGCUUGAUCAAAAGAAGCCUGGAACUCUUGUUGUUGCCGCCUUGAACUCGUGGUACCCUGAUGUUCAGUUCUGGCGAUCUACCGAUUCAGGCAAGACGUGGUCUACGCUUUGGAACUACAACGCUCAGGGCAGCCUUGACUAUCACUACAGCAUCUCCACUCCCAAAGCUCCAUGGAUCUACAAGAACUUUGUCUCACAAGACACCAAGCGCCUGGGCUGGAUGGUUGAAGCUUUGGCUAUCAAUCCUUUCGACAGCAACCACUGGCUAUACGCUACUGGUCUUACCGUCUACGGUGGCCAUGACCUCACGAAGUGGGAUACUGAGCACAAAGUCACCAUCGAGUCUUUGGCGGAUGGCAUCGAGGAGUUUGCUGUACUCGAUCUCAAGUCUGCACCUGGAGGCAGCGAUCUUCUUGCUGCUGUAGGUGAUGACAGUGGGUUCACAUUUGCGAACAAGGCCGCACUGAACAAGUCGCCUCAGUCUGCUUGGGACAACCCUAUGUUCACAACCUCUGUCAGUGUUGACUAUGCUGGUAACAAAGUUGGCAACGUUGUUCGAGCUGGUAACACUGACGGUGAAGCACCUAUGGCUGCCCUUUCCACCGACGGAGGAAAGUCAUGGAAGGCUCACGGUGGUGCUGGUGCCAAUCAAUACGGAGGUUAUAUCGCUAUCUCCGCUGACGGACACGUCGUGCUCUGGUCAACCGAAACGAAGAGCGUUUUGCGAUCUGAGAAAGAGGAGUCUUUCUCGUCCGUAUCUAGCCUACCUUCUGGAUCACUUGUCGCUAGUGACAAGCGCGAAAAUGAAGUCUUCUACGGCGCAUCUGGAUCCACCUUCUACGUCUCCAACAACACUGCCUCAACAUUCUCCAAGGCCGGAUCCCUUGACGGAGCAAAGUCAAUUCGCGACAUCGCCGCCCAUCCUACAAAGGCAGGCGAGGUCUAUGUCUCUACCGACGCGGGCAUCUUCCGCAGCACCGACUUCGCUGAUACGUUCACCAAAGUCGGAUCUGGUCUGACCAACACACAGCAAAUUGCUCUUGGCAAGGGUUCAGGAAGUAAGUGGAACUUGUACGCUUUCGGUGCCGGAUCUGCUGGACGAAGGUUGUAUGGUAGCUCUGAUAUGGGCAAGACUUGGAAGGAUAUCCAGGGAUCUAAGGGCUUUGGAUCUAUUGAAUCGACGAAGUUGGCAGGAAGUGGAAAUGAGGCUGGACUGGUUUAUGUCGGCACAAAUGGCCGAGGAGUCUUCUGGGGACAAGGGUCAAUCUGA